UCCAUCGUGGUUCUUCUCUGAUAACACUCGUUUUCCGCACCCGCGUUCUUUGAGUUUUCCUUCCGUCCAACAUAUUAUGGCGUUGUCCGCGGCGUCGUGUUUUCUAACCGCGGUGGCGUUUGCGUGGUGCGUGUCCGCCGGCGAUCCCGUCAACACCAACAACAACAACAACGGCAACAACAUCAACAUAGUAUUGCCCUCCAACGACGGCAUCAACGACAGCGGAAGUGCCGAUGGUAUCGUCAACAACGACACGGCCGGACUUCCGGCCACCAUCACGGUAUUCAACAGCAGCUCGACCGACAGGGACUCGAGGUUCCUGAGCUUCGCGCCUGGUUCCGGGGACGCCAAUACUCUGCAAGAAAAACAGGACGACACGGCCAGCGAUCCGGGCGCCCACCUGGUAGGCAUCUACACGGACUGCCUGUUCCAGCUGUCGUUCCCGUGCGUUCAACGCAAGCUGUUGUUGUUCCUCGACAAACUGGGCAGGAUGAAAGGAUUCAGCGUUUUGGGCGACAUCCUGUCGGUGGUCAGAAUCAAGCGCGACAUAAAGCCACCGCUCAACGAGACCGACCUGAUGGCCAGGUUGAACAACGUUGACGAACAGAGCGCCGUGUCGGCCCUGAUGGAGCACACGAUGGAUCGGUUCAUCGGCAACCACGUACUCCGGAUAGCGCUACCGGCCGGGAUCACUGCGGCGCUCAAAGGCAAAGGUCGCGCCAUGCCCGGCAACACGUUGGACAUCAACUUGUCCAGAGCCCUGGGAGAAGGCCGGGGAAAAAAGAAGCAGCACAAGAAGAUGAUGCAAAUGUUAAUGAUGGGUUUGAUGGCCAAGAUGGCGCUCAUGGGUCCGUUGAUGAUGUUGCUGAUCAAGGUGAAAGCCAUCAAAGCGCUGUUGCUCAGCAAAUUGGCGCUUUUGCUCAGUCUGGGAAGCAUGAUGAAGGGCAAAAAGAGCGGCGGCGGCUCGGCCGGCAAAGAAGUGAUCAUUGUGCACGAUAACCACGGUGCAGGCGCGGAAUACGGUGCCGGUACCGCGGCCGGAUGGGUGUCGGGUCACACGGCGACAGGAUGGUCGACCGGCGGGGGAGCUGACAGUUACUCGGCGGGAAGUCAUCUCGGUGGAGGAGACAACACUUACGGCGGCGGAGCAGCCGACUCGUAUUCGUCCGGUGCCGGAGCGGCCAGCGGCUGGGGAGGAGUGAACAGUCACAGCGCCGGAUGGGGCAGAAAGGCGGCCAUGGUGCACGAACCACAUUGGGUGGCGUACAGAGCUUACAUACCAACGGCCGAAGACGACCACACCACCGAGAAAUGACAACGCCAGAUGCGCAGCUAUUUAUUAUUAUGAAAAAAAAAAAUACUAAUAUAAUGUUACAUUGUUAAUUUAUUUAUUUUCGACUGCCGAGUACGAUAUAACCGGAGUAAAUCUAUAUAUUUGGACAUUCUCGACGCUGAUCUUCGCAGCUUGAAUCGUGCAAACUAUUUAUUACUAUUUAUUUAUAUUUAUAUUAUACUCUGUGAAGUUAGAACGGCGCUGACUCGUGCCUGCAAGCCCAAAGUGUGUGUUUGAUUUGUAAAUAUUAAUUUAUUUUUUCCGUAUUUAUUUAUAAUAAAUUAUU
Adelges cooleyi (spruce gall adelgid) is the source of this 1619-nucleotide messenger RNA. RefSeq lists its product as uncharacterized. The coding region runs from base 77 to 1315 and encodes 412 amino acids. The record is from RefSeq and is a predicted model, not a curated record. Lineage: Eukaryota; Metazoa; Arthropoda; Insecta; Hemiptera; Adelgidae. The transcript has 5 exons.